Molecule: messenger RNA, 3738 nt
Organism: Haliotis rufescens (red abalone)
Lineage: Eukaryota; Metazoa; Mollusca; Gastropoda; Lepetellida; Haliotidae
Product: vesicular acetylcholine transporter-like
Exons: 2
Coding region: 646-2301 (551 amino acids)
Biological process (GO): chemical synaptic transmission; transmembrane transport
Cellular component (GO): terminal bouton; AP-1 adaptor complex; AP-2 adaptor complex
Molecular function (GO): acetylcholine transmembrane transporter activity
Source: RefSeq, a predicted model, not a curated record
AGACGUUUUGUCUGCUUGUACCGUCAGGGACCAUUGUGGCUUGGCUGGCUACGACCUUCUCUCUAUAUCUGCAGGUUGGCGGGCAGUUGGUGAGGAGUACGCAUGCUCAACAAUUGAUCGGAGUGGCAAAGAUGCGGACAGGGAUCUAGAUAUCGACAUAAUUAUUUGGAUGGUGGAUUGGCUCCACGGAGCGAGAAGAACAUCGGGAAAGUUUUCAUCGGACUAUUCGCCGGACAAGGGUUCCGUUGCUUUUGGAAAUUCGCUCCUUGUUUAAUCGUUGGAGACUGUCCCGGUGAGUGGUCGUGGAGGCUGGGUUUCUGGCAGGACAAAUCAAUUUAAUCUUUACGUUUUCACGCUACUAAAGACUUUGAGUAACGAUCUUAUGAAUGUUUCGUGGAACUUGUUCUACCAUCCAUAUCAGAGAUAUUCAAUAAUUGGGCGUCAGGAAGGUUGGACGGAUUGUUGUUUAUUCUUCGACAUCAGAGUGUGAAGCUAGCGAGUUAGGAUUACCAGCUAUUCCAGUAUGAACCCGAACAGUGUGUAAAUUUGUGUCGCGAUUGUGCGGAAACUUUGAGGAACUUUAUGUGAUUUUAAAACUGAGAUUAUAUCUUAGUUUGGUCCUUCAAUUCGAGGAGAAUAGCCAAGAUGGGGUUUGUACCACCUGAAUUUACGGAGAGGACCACGCAAAUGUGGCAGACUUUCAAUAACAAAGUUCAUGAACCUAAACAUCAACGCAAGCUGAUCUUAGUAACUGUGUGUAUAGCCCUCCUCCUGGAUAACAUGCUGUAUAUGGUGAUCGUCCCCAUUAUACCAAUCUAUCUUAGAGACCUAAGAGGCGAUCCCCCGGCAGUUGAAACAACGAAUUACACCUAUUAUUAUGUUCAGCUCUCCACACCAGUGACCCUUGCUAACGGUACAGUGUAUAACUUCACGGAACAGAGGAAACGUCUAAUCAACCUGCCCCCACCCCCGAUAACAUACGGGAAUGAGGGUGGGGCCAUAGGCGUCCUGUUUGCUUCUAAGGCUAUUCUACAGCUCAUGGUGAACCCGUUUACGGGUGGUCUUAUAGACAGAAUUGGCUAUGAUAUACCAAUGAUGAUUGGACUUGUGAUAAUGUUCUUCUCCACGUCUGUCUUUGCAUUUGGGAAGAGUUACUGGGUUUUGUUUUUUGCUAGAAGUCUUCAAGGCAUUGGUUCGGCGUUUGCCGACACUUCAGGACUUGCUAUGAUUGCCGAUCGUUUUACUGAAGAAAAUGAACGUACGAAAGCUCUCGGUAUAGCCCUGGCAUUUAUAUCAUUCGGGUGUCUCUUCGCACCGCCGUUCGGAGGAAUUCUUUAUGAAUUUGCAGGAAAGUUAGUCCCAUUUCUUGUUCUGGCAACCGUAUGUUUAAUAGACGGAUUUCUCCUCCUGCUUGUCAUGAAACCUGUGAGACUAGAACGAGCACUGAUCCCCCGAGAAGAGCGCCCACGAGGUACCCCUAUUCACCACCUACUCCUGGACCCAUACAUCGCGGCUGUUGCGGGCGCUCUGGCAAUGUCCAAUGUCUCUUUGGCCUUCCUUGAACCAACGAUAUCUCUGUGGAUGAAAGACACACUUGGGGCUGACGAAUGGGAGAUCGGCUUUGUUUGGCUACCUGCGUUUAUUCCACAUAUCUGCGGUGUCUACCUGACCGUCAAACUGGCCCGGACGUACCCUCAUUAUCAGUGGCUGAUGGCAGCCGUCGGCCUUGCCCUUGAAGGAGUCUUCUGUCUGUUCAUCCCCUUCGCAAAAGCGUUCGCUGUCGUCAUCGUCCCAAUAAUGGGAAUCUGUUUUGGAAUUGCUCUCGUCGAUACCGCAUUAUUACCCUCCCUCGGCUAUUUGGUUGAUGUCCGCCAUGUCUCUGUGUACGGAAGCGUGUACGCUAUAGCUGACAUUUCCUACUCUCUGGCCUACGCUUUCGGACCAAUUGUCGCUGGCUCCAUUGUGCACGCUAUCGGCUUCCUCUGGCUCAACGUCGCCAUUUUCAUGAGCAACGUCCUCUACGCCCCUAUAUUGGCGUCCCUCCGCAACAUCUACAAGUACAAACCUUUUGAAAACGAAUCGGAUAUCCUCGUUGAUGAUCCUCCGAGCAAGCACUACCAGACCUAUAUGCAAAAUGGUGGCAUCGACGGGAAGCCGACACAGUUAAAUGGCGACGCUAUGAAUCACCUUGAAGUCAACAAGAAACCCCCUCAGUACAGCGGCGAGAUAGACUGCUACCCUCCCCAACACGAGGCAGACUACCUGUACACCAACGACUCAUCGUCUUACUACCAACGCUGAUACGUAAAUUUGUACUUGAAACGAAAAGCUCCCUUAGAUGAAGAAAACGUUAUCAGUAAGAACAUUCCUCUUCUAAUCAAAUCAAUUCAGUCAACAUACUUUAGAUGAUAUGUAUUCCUAGUGAAUGAAUGUGAGUUCUUAUUCUCACCGUGAAAAACGCUGUGUCCUUGAGAUGAGGACAUCACCGCAAUCUGCUCAAACUGCCCAUACCGCGGUUUGCUUCAUGAAGCCAACAGAAACUGAUGUGUCGAUAUCUAAUUGACACGCCCUGUGUUUUUACUCUGUAGACAGACUCUGACGACAUAAACUGAUGUCCAUUGCAUGUUAAUGUCAGACCGAAAUCUGCAACAAGGCAUGUACUAACAGUGUUCAUUAACAGAACAACUGGUAGAAACUCUUCUCAGGAGAACUGUAGUGUAGUUUCUAGCACUAGGAGUCGUGGUUUUAAACAAACAUGAAAGAAUAUGGGGAUUCUAUUUCACCAACAUAUCACUCUGUAGAUAUUGUGUCAACCUUUAACCCGUCAGUAUACUUACAAAAUGUAAUAUGAAUAGGAUUUGCUUGUAGAGAACUGCAACUUAUGACCAGUUUUGUUAAUCGAAUGAUUGAAUAUGAUUGUUGCCGAUACCAUUAUACGAUAGGUGUAGUAUAGAGUAAACAGACCAUUGGUUGUGAUUUAGGGGAGUUCUAGUCAUAGUCUGUAGUAAUGUUUAGUUGCAAUGAAAAAUAUGUAUUUCAUACACUUUUCAGGAUACCUUGUGUAGUUAUGGAUUUAGACCAAUGGUAUUGAUAUUUUUGUCACAUCUCUAUCUCUCCUUAAUAACGAAAACCACGUUAAACUGUAACACCAUUUUGUUAAGUGUUCCAAAUUUUAGAAUUUGUAGACACUUUUGAAUUCAAAUCAAUUUUCUACAAAGACGAUUUAGUAGAUACAGAUCUUCUAAUAGAUUCAAGCAGGUUCUCAUUAAUAUUUUAUUCAAAUGAAUAUAGUGCUAUUCGCAUAGAGGACAUGGUGUUGGGAAAAAGUUGUUGGAGUGUAGCAAGUUGGUGACUGGUUGUCCGUCCACAGUUACAGUAGGUAAGCUUUUAAAUACUUUGUUGAAGUUUAAAAUACUUAUUUAAAAUGAAGACUAUUUGAAUGUUUGUAAAUAAUGCCCAUGUUUCCAUGUUGCUGUUAACCUACAGCCCAGUGAACACGUAUAUAUUAAACCACAUCUUCAUAGUGUGAUAAGCAGAGGAUGAUAGAUUGUAGAUACAUUUCUCCAUUUUUUCACUUGAACUUGUUGAUAUGUGUGGGUUCUAUGUGGUUUAAAUUGUUAGCAUAUACUAUGUUUUAAAGGUUAUGAUCACAUGUGUAUAAUGCUUUAGAGGAAUUAACACACAUGAAAUGAACAGAUCUUAAUAUUGAAGUGCAAUAAAUAUCUGUAAUGAACAGAA